Molecule: messenger RNA, 492 nt
Organism: Symbiodinium sp. CCMP2592
Lineage: Eukaryota; Dinophyceae; Suessiales; Symbiodiniaceae
Source: the annotation of a GenBank genome assembly
GAAGCGGCAAGAGAUCAAGAAUCGCGCGGUGAUUCGCAUCCAGCGCUUUUUCCGCCGGCGUGCAGCUGCGAAGGAGUUGGCCCUGAUCUCGGACUUCGAGGAGAGUUUCCGCGAGUCUCAUCUCAUGGACGCUUUCCUGGGCGUGGUGAACAACUUCUGCAAGUCCACCACAUUGACUGGUUCAUUGGACGUCGAGGGGAUCCGGAGCAGUGUCGAGGAUGACAAAGCCAAACGGGGUCAUCCUGUGCUCGUGUCCUUGGAACUGGAGGAGCAAGGCACGGGCAUCGAUGAGGCCCUGGCGAGGAGAUCUCGAUCGCGUAGUCGGAAGGGGCUUCGGUCGCCGCGGUCCCCGCGCGCCUCGCACUCUCCGCAGUCAUCCAGAUCACCACGAGCGGGCCGCGACCGGGAAGAGGAUCAGGCGGAAGGGUUUCUGACUCCCACGCUCCCACCGGUCCCACCGGCAUCUCUGGCGAUGCCCUUUGACCUCGCGGA